Geodia barretti is the source of this 1314-nucleotide messenger RNA. The record is from the annotation of a GenBank genome assembly. NCBI's taxonomy places the organism in Eukaryota, Metazoa, Porifera, Demospongiae, Tetractinellida, Geodiidae.
AUGAGAAAGCUGUUCGGGACAGACGGAAUCCGGGGGGUGGCUGGCCGCUUUCCUCUGGACGAGGAGACGGUUUGCGCCAUCGGCCUGGCGCUGGCCGAGUUCGUGGGAACUCAGGGCGGCAGCCGGGUCCUGAUCGGCAGAGAUACGCGGGAAUCCAGCCCCUGGAUUGCAGGCCGGUUGAGCCAGGCCCUCGCUUAUCGGGGCAUCGCCGCCAUUCACGACCUGGGAGUGAUCCCUACCGCGGGCCUGGCCUACCUGACCCGGGCUCGCGGCUACGAUCUGGGGAUCAUGAUCUCCGCUUCCCACAAUCCUUACCAGGACAACGGGAUCAAGCUGUUUUCGGGACAGGGCUUCAAGAUAUCGGAUGACCGGGAGCUGGAGAUCGAGCGAAGCAUCGAGUCCUGGAGGAACACCCCGGCGGUCUCGGCCUGCCGGGGCUCAGCAGGACCCGACAAGCGGGAGUCGCUGGCGGCGGACUACCUCGACUUCUUGAGCCGGCAAGCCGGGAGCGGCCUGGAGCCGCUGCGUGUGGGCCUGGACGUUUGCAACGGCGCCGCCGGCGUCAUCGGGCCUCGGCUGUUCAACAGGCUGGGGGCCGAGGUCACCGUCAUCAACGACCGGCCGGACGGUCGAAACAUCAACCGCAACUGCGGAUCGCUGCACCUGGAGGGCCUGACCCGGGCCGUUGAAGCCAACUCGUUGGACCUGGGCGUGGCCUUUGACGGGGACGCCGAUCGGGUCCUUUGUGUCACCGGCAGCGGAAAAUGGCUGGACGGGGACCAUUUCCUCUAUGCCCUCUCCAGGGACUGGAAAGCCAAGGGGACAUUGGCCAGCGGCAAGGUGGUCGGAACCAUCAUGACCAACCUGGCCCUGGAAAAGGCCCUGAUCCGGGAAGGCAUCCCCUUGAUUCGCACUCCGGUGGGAGACAAGUACGUCCUGGAGGCCAUGCGGACCUCGGGAGCCGUCCUGGGAGGCGAACCCUCGGGACACAUCAUCCUGGGCAACCUGCAUACCACCGGAGACGGCAUCCUGACAGCGGUCAAGCUGGCGGAGUUGCUGGUUCGCCGCGGCCUGAGCCUGGACGACCUGGUUGCCGGAUACCGGCCCUUUCCGCAGGUUCUCGACGGCCUCAGGGUGUCCCGCAAGAUCCCCAUUGAGCAGUCCCCCGAGCUGUUGGCCCUCAUUGGCAACGCCCGGGCGCAACUGUCGGAUUCCGGCCGCAUGGUGGUGCGCUAUUCCGGCACCGAACCCUUGCUGAGGAUCAUGGCCGAAGGCCGGGAGCUGGCCCAGUCCAAGCCGCGGUGGAAAGCCUGA